This is a messenger RNA of Aspergillus terreus NIH2624, 1284 nucleotides long. RefSeq names its product HSP70/90 family co-chaperone CNS1. The record is from RefSeq and is a predicted model, not a curated record. Gene Ontology annotation, molecular function: Hsp90 protein binding. Gene Ontology annotation, biological process: protein folding. Bases 1 to 1284 code for a protein of 427 amino acids. The transcript is spliced from 3 exons. NCBI's taxonomy places the organism in Eukaryota, Fungi, Ascomycota, Eurotiomycetes, Eurotiales, Aspergillaceae.
AUGGGCCAGGUAGAAGAGCUCCCCGACGAUUUCGACGAAUCCCUCAACCUCAACGAGGCCCCCCCAGAGACCACGACCGAGCCUCCCAAAAAUGCCGUCCCCGCCGAAGAAGAACUCGCCUUUCCGAUCAACGAGGAGCGCCUCAAGGAGAUGGAGGCACAAGAUCCGACCGCUCCCAAGAUGCCCCCGAACAUGGCCUCCGUGCGCACGCAUACCACCGACGAGCUGGCCGAUAUGCUGAACAAGACGCCGCUGUUCAUGACCGACAUCAACAAAGCGGGAGAUGAGAACGGCGAGAAUAUCCUAUUGGAUGCGAUCCAGGCCCUGCAGAACGAGGGCACCCGCGGCGACGUCGCGCAGAACUUCCGCGAACAGGGCAACGAAGCCGCCAAGGAGAAGCGCUGGGCCGAUGCGAAGGAGUUCUACACCAAGGCGAUCGCCGUCCUGCUCGCCAAGGAGGACAAGUGGGACAAGCCCGAGGACCAGAAGGAGGAGGACAAGCUGCGGCGCCAGGUCGAGGAGGCGGCCUACAUCAACCGUGCGCUGUGCAAUCUGGAACUGAAAAACUACCGUUCUACGACGCUCGACUGCGCUUCGACUCUGAAGCUCAACCCCCGAAACGUCAAGGCGUUCUACCGUUCCGCCUGCGCGCUGCAUGCCCUGGAUAAGAUCGCAGAGGCCGAGGAUGUGGUGACCCGCGGUCUGGCCCUCGAUCCGAACAACAAGUCGCUGCAGCUGAUUGCACAGAAAAUUGCCGACCGGAAGGUCGUCGUUGAGCGCAUCGCGGCUAAGAAGAAGGCCGAGGAGGAACGUGCGAAGAAGGAAAAGCUUCUUUUGGGCACGGCGCUGAAGGCGCGCCAGAUCCGCACACGCAAGACGGCGCAACCCCCGGAGAUGGAGGGCGCUGGGAUUCGCCUGGCUCCCGACCCGCUCUCCCCGGAGAGCAUGCUCGAGUUCCCCGCCGUGCUACUCUACCACAUGGACGCACAGUCGGACUUCAUCAAAUCAUUCUCCGAAAUGACCAGCAUUGAGGAUCAUCUUGAGUAUAUAUUCCCGCUUCCGUGGGAUACGAAACAGGAGUACACCAUCAAGGGCGUGGAGUGCUUCAUGGAAACGGUGACCGGGGGUCUCAUCAAGGCCGGCAAGAAGCUUCCCCUCCUGCAGAUACUGAGCGGAGGCAAGGUCGAGGUGGUGGAUGAGCUGGUCAGAAUCUACGUUGUGCCCAUCUCCAAGACCGGCAAGUUCAUUGCCGAGAUGAAAGCACGCAAGGAGCAGCAGGGUUGA